AUGUUCGCUUGCGUAAAGUUCAUUAAUGAGAGCCAAACGCACACGAAAAGGCCUAUCAUUUUUCCUUUGGAAGAUGUUGAUGUGCAGGGGAGUGAUUUCGAUAAAAGCAAAAUUUAUAAGGUGAAGUGUCUUAAAGACAAGCCUGCCUCUAGUGCCAGAAGUAGGCUGACCCGUAAGAGGACCCAUUUUCCUGCGGUCGUGGAAACACAGGAGGAACAUGAAAGCGACGAAGAUUAUGAAGUUGCAGAAAAAAGAAAAACUAAGCAAAGGUUGGUGAAUCUUCAAAAAAGAUCCAAUCAGCCUGCUAAAAAACCGUUAAUGAUGAUGAUGCAGAUUAAUCAUGACGAGGAUGAUUAAGAUGCGAAAUCUGUAAAAGAAUUGA
This is a messenger RNA of Leptopilina heterotoma, 382 nucleotides long. RefSeq lists its product as uncharacterized. The transcript has 3 exons. The record is from RefSeq and is a predicted model, not a curated record. Bases 1 to 357 code for a protein of 118 amino acids. NCBI's taxonomy places the organism in Eukaryota, Metazoa, Arthropoda, Insecta, Hymenoptera, Figitidae.